AGUUGUGAGAGGCCGCAGCGGCGGCCGGACAUCCCGCGAUGGGGACGGCUCCUUACCGAUGUGCUCGAUGAGGUUCCUCCAGGAGUCGGCCGUCAUGGGGUGUGCGGGCGGUGCCGCGGCCGUGCCGGCGGCAGGGGUCUCCUCAGCGGCGGGGGGGGGCCUGCGGAGAGACGGAGGCGCCUUCAGAACAGUGGCGGGACAGCGGCGGGAGAGCGGCCCCUACGCGCGCCCGCGCCCCCCGCCCUCAGCACCCCCCUCACCUGGAGUGAAACCCUGAGAUGGAGGAAUGUAACUGGGAAACUCAGCCUAAUCCCUCCUGCCGGGAAGCGCACUCUUGAUUACCCCACAGGAUUGGCUGCUAUUCGCCUCUCCUUCUCCGGCCGGGCUUCGCACCCGCUCGGUCAUUUCCCUCAUCUCCCAUUCCUUAGCGUCGCUACUUCCAUAAGGAUAUAUUCCCUCGUUUAGGAAAAACUAAAAAGAGAAGAGGCAGCCCAGCAGAUCUUAUUCAUGAAAAAUUCCCCAAACUCUUCUAGUCAGUGGGAGUUUCACACCACGAAAGGCCACAAGAUGAGUGUGCUCAUCUUUCCCUGUCUGCCCAGUCUUGCCCAGAGGUGAAGUAUGGGAUCUCAGUGCAGCAGCUUCCCUCGUGCCUUGGAGAGGAAUUGCAGGUAAACACCAGCCUCCUUGAACACGACACUUUGCAAGGCACAAUGGCUGCGUUCCCUGUCCUGCAGCAAGAAACGUUAUUCCGGAACGGUACCUGGAGCUAUCGAAUUCCAGCCCUGCUCUACCUGCCGCGGUUCAGCAUCAUCCUGGCCUUUGCUGAGGAGCGAGAGGACCUGGUGGAUGAACAUGCCAAGCUGAUAGUCAUGCGCAGAGGCGUGUACGACCCAGCCAUGCAGCACAUUCAGUGGAAAAGGAUGGAGACCCUUGUCAGUGCAAAGCUUGAAGGCCAUCGAUCUAUGAACCCCUGCCCGGUAUAUGAUGAAGUCUCAGGAAAACUCAUCUUGUUCUUCAUAGCUGUCCCAGGAAAGAUCUCUGAGCAGCAUCAGCUGAGGACAAAGAUCAACCUGGUACGUCUCUGCUAUGUCACUAGCAUGGACCAAGGACGCACCUGGAGCGCUGCCCAGGAUGUCACCGACAGGACCAUUAGGAAUGAGUACAAGAACUGGGCCACCUUUGCGGUGGGGCCAGGUCAUGGAUUACAAUUGCUCGAUGAGGCCCGGAGCCUUGUGAUUCCUGCCUAUGCCUAUCGUAUCUUGGACCCCAAGCAACACCCCACUCCUCAUGCCUUCUGCUUCAUCAGCUCUGACCAUGGGACAACAUGGGAGCAGGGGAACUUUGUGGGGGGGGAGAGUGCAGUGGAGUGCCAGGUAGCAGAGGUGCAUACCUGUGGCAGAAAGGUCCUUUACUGCAAUGCAAGGAGUGACAGGGGAGCCAGGAUCCAGGCCGUCAGCUACAACCAUGGGCUGGACUUCGAGGGAGGCCAGCGGGUUGAAAUGCUAGUAGAACCUCCCUCGGGAUGCCAUGGAAGUGUUACUGCCUUCCCACCUCCCCCAGAUGCCAGAUGUCAAGAUAGUUGGUUACUCUACGCUCAUCCUACAGACCCAAGGGGUCGAAAAGAUUUAGGAAUUUACCUCAACAAAAGCCCUUUAAAUCCAGCACACUGGACAAAACCCAGCAUACUCUUCAAGGGCCUGUGUGCUUAUUCAGAUCUGCAGUACAUGGGCGUUGGGCCUGACGGCUCACCUUUGUUCUCCUGCCUCUUUGAAUAUGGAACCCACAGACAAUGUGAAGAGAUGAUUUUUGUCAUGUUCACUUUGAAGCAAGCCUUUCCCUCAGAACACUGAGUCUCAAGCAUUUCCUUCAACAUCCCUGCAAAAACUAUCUUUGCUGAUGCUUGUUACUGUCAUUUCUCAUCCCUCAGCAAAAGGGUUUUUUUACUCC
Messenger RNA from Camarhynchus parvulus, 1947 nucleotides. RefSeq names its product neuraminidase 2 (gene NEU2). Lineage: Eukaryota; Metazoa; Chordata; Aves; Passeriformes; Thraupidae. Gene Ontology annotation, molecular function: exo-alpha-sialidase activity. The record is from RefSeq and is a predicted model, not a curated record. Gene Ontology annotation, biological process: ganglioside catabolic process; oligosaccharide catabolic process. The transcript is spliced from 6 exons. Gene Ontology annotation, cellular component: cytoplasm; lysosome; membrane. Bases 711 to 1850 code for a protein of 379 amino acids.